This is a messenger RNA of Neolamprologus brichardi, 4850 nucleotides long. It is a transcript of the gene nptx2a, whose product is annotated as neuronal pentraxin 2a. The record is from RefSeq and is a predicted model, not a curated record. NCBI's taxonomy places the organism in Eukaryota, Metazoa, Chordata, Actinopteri, Cichliformes, Cichlidae.
CUGAGCAGCGUCGCUGUCUUUUCAGCACCACUCACUCACAAUCCAACCAACCGGAGAGGCAAGACAGCAAAACUGAGUUCUCUGCAGCCCGAUUUGGGGUUUUUUUUCCCCUUUCCAUCUCUUUUUCUUUCUCUGUGAUGAUAACAACUCAAUAGACUGCAACUCAUUUCCCAGUAAAGGAGUUAUCAAAACCUGUUUUUCUUGCACCAUCUGCAGAAAGAAUUUAGAUUUGCUGGUGUCUAUUUAUUUAAGAGGACCGUGAGUUUGGUGGAUGUCUGCUGUUAUGAUUUUUCACUGCGGAUUCUGAUCUAGUUUUUUGCCAUGGUUACACUGUAGAUGAAGUUUGAUAUUUUUUCAUCCUUUCUUUCUUCUUGCUACACUUUGAAAGUCCAGAAAAAUGUCCGCGGCCACUUGAAUGAAUGAGUUGUGUUAUAGGAAGUUUGGGGGUUUUUUUGUUUAUUAUUAUUUUACAGAAGAUUUUCAAACGUUAAGUGCGUAAUUUAGGAUCAUUUUCCCCUUUUUUACGGUGGGAUUUGUGUAGUCUAUCUUGUCAGGAUGCUGACCUUAGUAGUUGGACUAUUGUAUCUAGUCGCUGGACGCGCGGUGCGAAGCCAGGAUGCUACAGGUAGCCGCUUUGUAUGUAACGCUAUUCCUCCGGGCGCAGAGCCCGGCUGCGGGUAUGGUCCUACGGGGAACCGUGUCCAGAGCAGCAGCCCAGUGGAGGACGAGCUUCGGAAUACGAUCAUCCAGCUUAGGGAGACCAUCCUGCAGCAGAAGGAGACCAUCGUGAGCCAACAGGGAACCAUCAAAGAGCUCAACUCUAAGCUUGCGCGCUGUGAGGCGGCAGCCGACGAGUCGUCGCAGGGCAAGUCCCGAGGUCAGGGCUCCAGACGGAAGGAGUACGGCAAGAACACCAUGGGAGACUUGCCCCGGGACCCCGGUGAAACUAUAGAUCAACUGGGCAAGACCAUGCAGAGUCUUAAAGGUCGGCUCGAGAACUUGGAGCAGCAGAGUUUGCGUCUCCCCAUCACAAAUGUGUCAACCGCUGGUGUCUCGGCCCUGACUCCCUUGCCACCAGAGCUCAGGGAGCUGCUGCGGCAACGUUUGGGGGCGCUGGAGACCCAGCUCCUCCGGAAGGUGGCUGAGCUGGAGGAGGAGAAGAGCCAGCUCUACAAUGAAACAGCAGCCCACCGCCAACGCACCGAGAGUGCGCUCAAUUCCCUCCUGGAGAGGAUUACAGAGCUCGAAAAAAAUAAUAAUGCCUUCAAGUCACCUGAGGAUUUCAAGGUGUCCCUUCCUCUCCGUACAAACUACCUGUAUGGACGCAUCAAGAAGAGCCUCCCAGAGAUGUACGCCUUCACUGUCUGCAUGUGGCUCAAGUCCAGCGCUAGUCCGGGAAUAGGAACUCCAUUUUCAUAUGGCGUUCCAGGCCAGGCCAAUGAGAUAGUCCUCAUCGAAUGGGGAAACAAUCCCAUUGAGCUACUAGUCAAUGACAAGGUGGCCCAACUCCCUCUGUCAGUGAGUGACGGGCGCUGGCACCACAUUUGCAUCACAUGGACAACUAGAGAUGGUUUCUGGGAGGCUUACCAGGAUGGCGAGCGUUUAGGCACUGGGGACAACCUGGCCCCCUGGCACCCAAUUAAACCUGGAGGGGUGAUCAUCCUGGGCCAGGAGCAGGACAUUGUGGGAGGCCGUUUUGAUGCCACCCAGGCUUUUGUGGGCGAGCUGAGCCAGUUCAACAUGUGGGACAGAGUACUGCGGCCCGUGGACAUCAUGGGCCUGGCCAACUGUUCAGCUUACAUGCCCGGAAACGUGGUUCCUUGGAUUGAUGCUAACGUGGAAGUGUUUGGAGGUGCGACCAAGGCUGCUCUGGAAAUCUGUGAAGACCGUGCUUUUGAUUCCUAAAAGGAUCCGAUUCAGGAAAACCAGUGUGGCCGCUGGGCUCUGGAAGCUAAAUAUUCUGACUGGUGCUUCUUUCAAAUCCCAAAGGCAAGAGCACCAGUCCAACAUUUUUACAUAUUUAUGUGGUCUGCAUAAUCUCAAAGACUCUGUGUUCAUUGGAAACACAAGUUCAUGUGUCCGUUCAAUUCGAACCCUUAAGACGUUAGAGGGGAUUUCAAAAUUGUUUGCUUAUCUGAAGAAGAUGUGCCGUUGCAUCAGUCUGCUGUAAUGAUAUGAGCUGCUGUCAUUUCGUGUUUUCUCCUCAGUAGAUCAACUUUUAUUCGACUCCUCUUUGAAAACAGCUCUUCUUGGUUGCAUUCCUUAUAAUGACAAUGCUGCACUGUAUCCAUAGUCGAUGUGAGCUCCAAACAGGCUUUGAUGUGCUGUGGAAAACCAUUCCUAAGUAACAUGGCAGAGCAGUACACACUGUGAGCUUCCUUGCUGUUUGAAAAGCAAUGAAACAGAGAAGCCAAGGAGUGAGGUGAAAUGAGGUGGACGCUCACAAGUUCAAAGUGGGCGAGAACAACCCUUGCUGUUGAUUAUUUUCGAGGUAUUCCAACAUGGCAGACUGUCUAAAUAUUAUGCAUGAGCCUGAGCAGCUCACAAGUGGCAGUGCAUGCUUUCUGUUUACACACACAGUGUUGCGGGGUGUGUCUAAACAAGUCGAUGCCGCUUUCUGACAACAUUGCAUCAGUGUGUGUAUGUUCAUGUGCGUGAGGCUUGUCUUGCGUGUAGAAGGACUGGAGAUUAUGAGGGAUGGAGGACAUUUUCAUUCUUGUAAAUCUAUGCUUAAUACCUCACUGCCCCUUGAGCAGCUGCCAUAUCCCAAACAGCUUUAUGGAUGGGUUGGCUUUGCUCAGGUUAAUAGCAAUGUCGGACAGCUGCCCAGGACUGGCGAAUCAACUGAGCUGCGGAUGCCAGCAGAGUGCUCAGUGAGGGCAGAGGCUGGGUUUGACCUUCAAGGACAAUCCUUAAUUCCUCAUCUGGGUAGUAAUUAUAUGUGUUAAUGACUGAGUGUGCUGGUGAGCAGCCCCGGUCCACUGGUGUUUCUCUAAGCCAAGUGGUUCACAGCUGAUAAAAUAUUGAGAUGUAAAGGGGAAGUCAAAUGAGAGCAGCACUCUGUGGGCGUUAUGAAUGUUGCUGUCAGGUGGAGUUUGAUAUUAAUUGCCUCACACUAAGCCAGAAAAAAAAGUCUAAAUCGAUGGAUAUGUUAUAUUAAAAAAUAUAUAUAUAUAUAGGAAACUGAUGGAUCUUGUUACUGCUUGGUUAAUAAAACCUUUUACGCUUUUUGCAGCUUAAUUAUUGUUACUUCUUGUUGUUGUGGUGGACAUUUGUUUCAUCUUGAUUUGAUUCCUCUAAGGAAACAGAUAUAAGAGAGGCAACAAAUGAUAUAAACUUUGUUAUCACCUCUAGACUUUCUUUUAGGCUCCUUGUGGACUUCUCCUGACUGAGUAGAUACUAGCGUAAAAGCCAUUAAAAAGCUUCUACACACAGCUGACAGAACUAGGAUGCAGUAGGUAACUGGACAGCACAGAAUGUGGCAGAGAGCGAUGGUCCACGCUUAAUAGCAUAAACAUAAAGACGUGUGAUCAUUUUGUGAUUGUUCUUCUUUUCUGUGUCUUUGUUAACAGUGUUUUAAUGUGAAAUCAAGAAAUUGGAUUUCAGCAAAGUGUAUUUUUCUUGCUUUCUGCUCAUGAUUUUUGUCCAUUAGCAGCACAUCAUGUUAAAAAAAAAAACAGAUGGAGAAAUUGUUUGUUUUUUUAAUUGUGAAAAAGGCCUUUUGCGAAAACCAUAUGUGCUUUUUCUUGUGAAAUUUUGGUCAGCUUUUAAGGCGCAGCUCAGCAGCACAGACAACAAGGGACACACGAAAAUGCAAAAAUGUGUUUGCUUUCAAUGUUUUAAAGUCCUCUUUAUGUGCGUGCAGGUUUUUGGUUGUGCACUUUUCUGCGGUGCGGUUGAAUGUCCUUUUGCACCCAUUAAAAGAGCGAGAACGAGUUCCCGAGACGUGAUAAAUUAAGCAGCAACUUAAUGAUGUGAUGGAAUAAGUGAACAUGCGCUUGAAACAGUCGAAGCAUGUUUUAUUAAAAUAUCAUUGCGCUGCAUUAGUGAUGAUGUCAGAGAGGAGUGUAACCCUGCAAAGGUCAUGGCUCUAUUCUUCACUGAUGUUUCUAAAUUAGGAAACCUUACUUUAAUCUUUGAGGGAGAUUUAAAAAAAGCUCCUUUUUUUUACUGUAACAUUUUUGGUUGCAUUAAUUUUAAUGGAGACGUGGGCGCUUGUCCAGUUGGUAGCCAUAUUAUUUGUAGGACUAGGAUAUGUCCUCUCAUCUGGGCAAUGAAAUGUUGUCAGCAGCGGAGAAAUCCUCUGGAUUGGCAGACUUCCAGGUGGAAAUGAAAAAAUCUGCCCAUGCGGAUUAUGGGAGCUGCUACAAUGUAGGACACUGUGAGCCUUCUUCAUUCUCUUCUCGACCCUGUGUGUUCUGAUGCCGUCGCCACUGCGCUGGUGGAGGCGCACCAGGGAGCCCCUGUUUUUAUAAGAGAACAAUAUGAGGCCUUCAAAAAAACAAACAAACAAACAAAAAAUACCAUCAAAGAAAUAUAUAUAUAUAUAUAUAUGUAUGUGUUAUGUUUGUUUUUUUGUUUUGCAUAUUCUAUAUUUCUGUAUCUAUUUUCAUUCCAUUGCUGCUGUAACACUGCACAUCUUGAUGUUCUGAAAUGUAAAGUAAAAAUUUGCAGUUAAAUUAAAGAAUCCCACUUGCAUUUACAUAAAUGAUGGAUACACUAGUUUUUUGUUUGUUUGUUUAUUUUGAUAUUCGUUGAGGCUCUUUUUUCACAUGCCUACAGAACAGUUCGCCACAGAGUUAAUGACAAAAACUCGUGGCUUCUCAUCAUUUCUAUCUGCACUCAGCUGU